Messenger RNA from Solanum pennellii, 3008 nucleotides. RefSeq lists its product as uncharacterized. Gene Ontology annotation, molecular function: glycosyltransferase activity. The transcript is spliced from 14 exons. NCBI's taxonomy places the organism in Eukaryota, Viridiplantae, Streptophyta, Magnoliopsida, Solanales, Solanaceae. The record is from RefSeq and is a predicted model, not a curated record. The coding region runs from base 205 to 2580 and encodes 791 amino acids.
UGUUUCUUCUGUGACAGUAAUGUAAAAUUUUGUUGUUAACUGGUGUUGACUAAAAGCAAUAUAAAUAUGUUAGAAUCUAUUUCAUUUUCAUCUUCAUCUCAGAUCCCAAACUGCUUAUUUGAACAUGCUUGUUGCUUAAAAUUCUCGAAUUGGUUUGUUACUUUUGGUUUGGUAUAUGGUUAAAUAUAAAGAUUUGAAGAGAAAAUGAUGUUGUUUAAUAAGAAACGCAUGUUUUCAUGGUCUACUGUGACGAUAAUUGUUUUAAUAGUGACAUUGGUUUCAGUUGUUCAUUUGUUCUUCUACCCUUUUGUUCCUUCUUUUGAUUACUUUAGGCAGUAUCAGAACUCUUGUAUACCUAUCAAUUCUACUAAGUCAACCCACAACAAUAUUAUAUCAAAUCAAACCAAAUUUGCUGUUGAUAUACACAAUGGUGUCGUAUAUCGUGGUGCUCCGUGGAAGAAUGAGGUUGGUCAGUGGUUAGCUGGUUGUGAUUCAGUUACUUCUGCUGUUAAAGUCAUUGAGUGUACUGGUAUCAGCAAAUUGGUGGAAAGAGCUGCAGGAAUGAUUGCAGCGGUCAAGGCAUCUGCAAUCGCGAAUUGGGUCAAUGCCGAUGCUUUCAUGGUUUCACUGGUUGGUGAAGAAUGUGCUGAGAGGCAGGAGUUGAGCUGCAACUACCCUAGAUCAAAGGAGAAACCUUUUGGGCAUUGGGUUGUCUCAAUUUGUCCUGCUUAUUGUGACACAACUAGAGCAAUGUGCUUUUGUGGGGAAGGCACAAGAUACCCAAAUCGUCCUCUUGCUGAGACAUGUGGCUUUACAAUCAAUCCUCCAUCCAAACCUGGUGGUGCUCCUGUGACUGACUUCACAAAAGCUGAUCUUGAUGUCUUUACAACAAACGGUAGCAAAAGAGGAUGGUGUAAUGUGGAUCCAGAAGAAGCAUAUGCCUCCAAGGUGCUUUUCAAGGAAGAGUGUGAUUGCAAGUAUGAUGGUCUUUGGGGUCGAUUCUGCGAGGUGUCUGUACUAAGCACUUGUAUAAAUCAAUGCUCUGGCCACGGGUUGUGUCGCGGUGGAUUUUGUCAGUGUGACAGUGGUUGGUUUGGAACAGAUUGCAGUGUACCCUCCGUUUUGUCAUCCAUUAGAGAGUGGCCUCUCUGGCUACGACCAGCGCAGGUUACUGUCCCCGAGAAUGUGAACAGCAAAGGAAAUCUUGUCAAUUUAGAUGCUAUUGUGGAGAAGAAAAGGCCCCUUUUAUAUGUUUAUGACUUGCCCCCAGACUUCAACAGUCUUCUUCUGGAGGGACGUCAUUUUAAACUAGAAUGCAUAAACAGAAUCUAUGAUCAGAGGAAUGCUACAGUAUGGACUGACCAGCUGUAUGGUGCACAGAUGGCACUCUAUGAAAGUAUGUUAGCUAGCCCCCAUCGGACAUUGAAUGGAGAGGAAGCAGACUUUUUCUUUGUUCCUGUUCUUGAUUCAUGUAUUAUAACUCGUGCUGAUGAUGCUCCACACUUGAGCAUGCAGGAACAUAUCCAUGGUGGGUUGAGAAGUUCUCUGACGCUUGAAUUCUAUAAAAAGGCUUAUGAUCAUAUCAUCACAAAGUAUCCUUAUUGGAGCCGCUCAGCUGGAAAGGAUCACAUCUGGUUCUUCUCAUGGGAUGAAGGUGCUUGCUAUGCUCCUAAAGAGAUAUGGAACAGCAUUAUGUUGGUUCAUUGGGGUAAUACAAACUCAAAGCAUAACCAUUCAACAACAGCAUAUUGGGGUGAUAAUUGGGAUCCAAUUUCCUCAGAUAGAAGAGGAAACCACACAUGUUUUGACCCUGACAAAGAUCUCGUACUUCCUGCUUGGAAACGACCUGAUGAAAGUUCUCUAAGUGCUAAAUAUUGGUCCAGACCUCGUGAGGAGCGGAAAACAUUCUUCUAUUUUAAUGGAAAUCUUGGACCAGCUUAUGAAAAUGGAAGACCAGAAGAUACGUAUAGUAUGGGUAUAAGGCAAAAAGUGGCUGAAGAAUUUGGAUCAACCCUUAACAAGGAAGGCAAGCUUGGCAAGCAGCAUGCAGAAGAUGUGAUAGUGACACCACUACGUGCUGGGAACUACCAUGACGAAUUGGCAAGUUCCGUCUUUUGUGGGGUUAUGCCUGGGGAUGGUUGGAGUGGACGAAUGGAAGAUAGUAUUUUGCAAGGAUGCAUUCCUGUGGUGAUUCAGGAUGGGAUAUACCUACCAUAUGAGAAUUUUCUCAACUAUGAAAGUUUUGCAGUUAGGAUACGUGAAGAUGAAAUACCUAAUCUGUUAAACAUUCUUCGGAGUUUUAAUGAGACAGAAAUAAAAUUCAAAUUGGAAAAUGUGAAGAAAAUCUGGCAGAGAUUUUUGUAUCGCGAUUCAGUUGUGCUUGAAGCUGAGAGACAAAAGGCAAUACGUGGGAGUGUUGAGGACUGGGGCCUAAAGUUUUUGCAGCUAGAGGAAGAUGAUGUCUUUGCCACAUUCAUACAGGUGUUGCAUUACAAGUUGCAUAAUGAUACUUGGAGACAAAAACUUCUGCAGAAAAAGGAAUUUGGAUUACCUAAAGAAUGCUUGAUUAGAAGAGAGUGAGAAAACAGGAUUCAACACAUGGAGGGUUUUGCUGUGGAUUAAAUGCAGUGCAAAUAGCUAGUGUAUACAACUCCAGUAAGGCUUUUUUUAUCAGUAUACCAAUUAUGAGUCAGCAUUUUCUGUGGAGGGACAACUUAAGGCAAAAACAUGUAUUUUGUUCUUCUUAGUCAGGCCAUAUUUUAUACAUGUAAAUGAGUUAGCUUCCCUAGGAGUUAUAUUUUGUACAAGAUCAAAAUUAGGGUACGUGCCUUACUCUUUGUUUCAUGUUUAUAGAGAAGUCAUAUAUCUGAUUGAUUCACAAAGGGGAAAAUAGUUAGUAAAUGGAAUUUGUAUGAUGAGAUUGAUGUGAAAAUUUCAGGUCAUUGUGUUGUCAAAGAAGUAGAAGAUUGGUUCUAUAUCCAACAAAUUUUAAGUGUUGUUUGUGCAAA